AUGGCUUUAACUGCAUGGAUCAGCCUGUGCCUGGCCGGCCUGGCCCUGCUCGUCUCCGCGGAGGAGAAGCCCACGAACACGGUCUCCGUGUCGCCUGGAUCCCCGGUGAUCCAGAGCAACACGAUCCAGAAGCUGAUCAAGAUCCUCGAGAAGUACGGCCUGGAGGAGCAGAGGGGCCUCAAGAGGGUCUACUUGAGCAACCGAUCCAUCACCUGCAACGAUGGCUCCCAGGCUGGCUUCUACCUGAGGAAGUCUCACGGCUCCAAGCGGUGGAUCAUCUUCCUCGAGGGUGGCUGGUACUGUUACGACCACAGAAGCUGCAGAAACAGAUGGCUAAGGCUGCGCCAUCUGAUGACGUCCACGCAAUGGCCCGAGACUCGGGACGUUGGAGGACUGUUAUCCGCGAAUCCUGAGGAGAAUCCUUUUUGGUGGAAUGCAAAUCACGUAUUCGUGCCUUACUGUACGAGUGAUAGCUGGAGCGGUACCAGAGCGUCGCCAAACGAUAUGUUCUCCUUCAUGGGAGCCGAGAUCGUCUCGCAGGUGGUUCGCGACCUGAUACCUCUUGGUCUUGAAAACGCCAGCUCCCUUCUUCUUGCUGGAAGCAGCGCGGGUGGUACCGGAGUCAUGUUAAACCUGGACCACGUACAAAACCUCGUCCACCAUGAGUUAGGUCUGAAGCACAUCGCCAUCCGCGGUGUCAGCGACUCUGGUUGGUUCCUAGACAGAGCUCCGUAUUCCCCGAACGGACUUCCGCCCACGGAUGCUGUUAGAAAAGGAAUGGAACUGUGGAAGGCUCGGAUGCCUCACAAUUGCGUGGCCAGGCAUCCUCACGAACCUUGGAGGUGCUACUUUGGUUACCGAUUGUAUCCAACCCUAACCGCGCCACUCUUCGUCUUCCAAUGGCUCUUUGACGAGGCCCAAAUGACGGCAGACAACGUCGGGGCGCCAGUGACGAAGCAACAGUGGGACUAUAUUCACAAAAUGGGUGACAGCCUUCGACAAACGUUCGAAAAUGUCACGGCAGUCUUUGCUCCCAGCUGCAUCAGUCAUAGCGUUCUGACGAAGAGGGAUUGGCAGCUCGUCAAGGUGGACGAAGUGUCGUUGCCGCAAGCCUUGCAUUGUUGGGAGCAAGUGCCUCUCGGGAAUCACCGAAACGAUACGCAUUCACAAAUCGAGACGAAUCAACCUUGCGCGAAAUCGGCAAGGAAGUUGCUGCGAUCAGGGCCCACGAAAGGAAAUGAAACGGUUGUCGAGUUUGCAGAGAAGACUGGCAAGAACAGUACUUCGGUGGAUCCGAAGCGUAACGCGUCCGUUGAUGCCAGUACGACGGAAGUUCGUAAAGGAGACAACGGAUCCACCGAAGGAAAGGGGAACAAAAAGCGUCGAAGGAGGAAACACAAAGGUCGAAAAAGAGAGAGAAAUAAGGAGGGAAGACCGAAAAAGGAGAAACACGAACGACGGAAAGGUGGCCGACGCCAAGGUGGCAAGCACAGCGGAAACAAUCACACCGCCAUGCUGAACGGCACGAGAUCGCAACGUUCCGUAAUACCGUCCAGUAAACGAAAAUGCGUCCAAAGCUGCCAAUUCCGACUGAUCGAGAGGUGCACUUGGCCGCAGUGCAACCACAGUUGUCCAAAGCUGCACAACCCCUUCACCGGCGAGGAGAUGGACUUCAUCGAGCUGCUGAAGAGCUUCGGCCUGGACAUGAAGAGCGUGGCGAACGCCCUCGGCAUCGACAUCCAGACCCUGAACAACAUGGACCACGACGAGCUGCUGAACUUGUUGACUCAACAAGCGAACUAGCGGUUCCAUAUUCCAGCACAAGCUGCCAGGAAAAGCCGUUUGGAAUUGUUCAGGAGGUCGUGGAGGCCAUCCUCGAGGCCGAUGGAAUUGAAUCUCGCCCGGUUGUGUUUAGCGAAGUGUUGCAGGACACUCGUUGCGUCUUCUGCGUUUUCUCCGUCGUCGACGAUCCGACGCGCAGAUUUCAAUUUCCGUCCCUAGGACUUCUCGGCGAUUCUCGGUUCGCUACGUGCGUCAACGACUCGGCGGUAGAAGCGAGGUUCCUAGCGAAGUCACCGGAGAAAGUUUCGUAACCGUUUCAACGA
Messenger RNA from Orussus abietinus, 2105 nucleotides. RefSeq names its product palmitoleoyl-protein carboxylesterase NOTUM (gene Notum). The transcript has 8 exons. The coding region runs from base 1 to 1803 and encodes 600 amino acids. NCBI's taxonomy places the organism in Eukaryota, Metazoa, Arthropoda, Insecta, Hymenoptera, Orussidae. Gene Ontology annotation, molecular function: hydrolase activity. The record is from RefSeq and is a predicted model, not a curated record.